AUGGUUGAGGGACUGAAUACAACUGUAGAAAUAUUCGCUACACAUUCAACAAAUUUCGAUGUCCGUCAACAACCCGAAAAACCCGUAAAUCUGGCAAAAUGCCUCAUUCAAAACUGCAACUGGAACUUGAAAAAAGAAGAAAUCCUCUUCAUAAUUGGCCAAAAAAAAGUCGAAGCGACUGAAAUCGAAAUCAACGAAGAGUCAAAUUUGUGCACUGGAAUUUUAAAUUUCGCUCCGAUUGCAGAAGAUGAUGAAAAAUGGAUCAGCUGCGAAGUGAAUAAAAAUAACGAAGAAUUGUUGAAGAGCAAUAAUUGCUUUAAUUUGGAUGUCAAACACACUGCUAGGUCGAUUAACCUUGAACUGUCGAAUGUAAUGAAGAGUGGAAACGCGACACUCGUCCUGGCGGGCACUCGCCUAGGGGUGAAAUGUCUCACCGAUGGAAAUCCUCGGGAAAAGACGCAAGUCACGGUUAACGGAAAACGAAUGAAAGGAAGAUUUUACAACGUCAAAAAGGAAAAUUUGAUUGUUGAGUGCAGGUCGAAAUCACUAAGUACGUUGGAGCCUGUAAGAGUCAUUUACCUCAAUGAACCAAAAAUCACGAAAACAUCCGCCAACCAAACAACAUGCUCUGCUGAUGGCUACCCUUCUCCAAAAAUCACCUGGCUGAAACUUCCAGAAAUCGGUCAGCGAGUGUUCAAAAUGCGCUCGGAAUCAACAAGGACUCGAAAAUGGCUUCGAAAAUGGGAAUACGACAUGAUUUCAAACUCGUCGACUGCGUUUCUUCAGCAAGAUCAGAUUUAUAUCUGCAAUGUGGAAAAUGAAUAUUUGUCGAUGUCAAAAUUAUUUCGAGCGGAGAAAAAGGCUGAUUCUGCUCAAACAGAUUUGAUAAUUCAGCCUGAAAUUCGGCGACGAAAAGAAGCAUCAAAGCAAAGUCCCUGUUCAAACAGCAUUUGCAACAUUCAAAUGAAGAAGUCCAUGCUCGUCAGCUGUAGCAAGCCAUAUUAUGAAUCAUCAGAGUCUGACUCUCUUGAACUUGUGCUUGAUGGAUAUUUAUUGGAGCCAAAUGAAAACAGAAGGAGUUCGAAAGUCGUGGCAAAGAUGGAACUUCCGAUGAAAAAAGAAGGCGAAAGAAGAGCUUUUUUCCAGAACCGACUCGAAAAUCUUGCGCUCAUCGUUUAG
Oikopleura dioica is the source of this 1179-nucleotide messenger RNA. NCBI's taxonomy places the organism in Eukaryota, Metazoa, Chordata, Appendicularia, Copelata, Oikopleuridae. The record is from the annotation of a GenBank genome assembly.